UGCUGCUGCUGCUGGGCGGCCCCCCGGCCCCCGUCCGGGGGUGCGACUUUGCCCAUACGGUGUGCGGGGCUCACGCCCCCGGCGACAUCCUGCUGGGCAUCAUGCAGCCCUGCCACCGGAAAGUGACGGCGGUGCAAGACCGGGUCAGCCCUGGAGCCUUCCACUGCUCAGACUUCGACCUGUCGUCGCUUGUGAGAUCCAUGGCCGUCAUCCACGAGAUCCAGCAGGUGAAUGCGGCCGGGUUCCUGCCGGGUCUGCGUCUGGGCUACCUGCUGUGCGACACGUGCUCGUACGCCAGCAAGGCACUGCUGAAUGCGGAGCACAUGCUGGCGUUCAACCGCUCCAACCACCUGGAGUGUGACAACUCUGACUUCAGGCCGGCUGUCAAGGUGGUUCUAGGGGCGAGGUACUCUCAGGUGACCAUCGCUCUGGCCAAGCUGCUGAACGUCUACAUGGUCCCUCUGCUGAGCAGUGCCUCGACGUCCCCAGAGCUGAGCGACAAGCUGCUUCACCCCGCUGUCAUCCGGACCGUCCCCAGCGACAUACACCAGACAAAAGCCAUCGCCAGCAUCAUGAGCUACUACGACUGGAACUGGGUCGGGGUGGUGUACGGGGAUGAUGACUAUGGAAAAGCGGCAUUCCAGAGCUUCCUGUGGGAUGCCGAAGAGAACGGCGUGUGCCUGUCCUAUCAGGAGACUUUGCACCAUUACCUCGAUCAUUCCCAAAACGACCGUCGCAUCCAGCAGGUGGCCGAGGUGAUCCGCUCGUCCCGCGCUCAGGUGGUGCUGCUCAUACUCAAGGCGGAGCUGGUGGAGCUGCUCUUCAAGGAGAUGCUGAAGACGAACACGUCUCGGGUGUGGAUAGCCAGCGACGUCUGGUCCAGGAGCUCGGCCAUCGCUCAGAUGGAUGGAAUCAAUGAAGUUGGGGACAUUUUGGGUUUCACCUUUGUCUCCUUCAGGAGCCAAUCCUUCGAUGACUUUCUGACGAAUCUCACGGUGACUGAAGGAGGAUACAACUUCUUCAUCGAGGAAUAUAAGAACUUGAGGUCCAACUGCUCUGCUGAAUGUGGCUCCAGUAAUCCUCCAUCCAAAUGUGUAGAUCUGUUGAAGUAUGCAUGUGAUUCAAGUUACUCCCCGGAUCAAAAGGACGAUUACCUCCUCAAGGCGACCGAUACCAGCGAACCCUUCUCGCACCGAGUUGCUGUGUGGGCUGUAGCACACGCUCUCAAAAAACUACUCAGGUGCAACAGUUCCUCGUGUUCCGGAGAAGUCGACUUUCCUCCGUGGAAGCUCCUCCAGGAACUCAAAAACAUCAGGUUUGAAUUUGAGAACCAGAUGUAUUUCUUCGACAAAAAUGGCGACUUUGUGAAUGGCUAUGAUCUGAUUUUGUGGGAAAAACAUGGCUCUGGACGAAGAUUUCAAAAGUUUGGGAAAUACAGCAUCCUAUAUAAUCGAAUAGAACUGGAUGGCAAAGAAUUCACUUGGCUUUCAACCGAAAAUGUAUCGACUCCUCAGUCCCGAUGCUCGGAGAGCUGCCGUCCCGGAUGGGUGAAGAAGAUCCUGAACAUAUCCUGCUGCUACACCUGCAUCGAGUGUGAGGAGGGAACCUACUCAGAGGACUGGGAUGUUCAGGACUGUAAGACGUGUCCUAAUGAGACUUGGUCUCUGAAGGGAUGGACUCACUGCCGGCCCAGAUCGGAGUUCUUCCUACGCUGGACCGAGCCUCAUCCUCUCACCAUGAUCGCCGCUGCCGCCUUCGGGGUUUUGCUCUUGCUGGUUAUCUUAGUUAUCUUUUUGGUGUACAGGAACUCGCUGCCCAUGAAGCAAGCCGAGGUGCGACUGUCUUGUGUGAUGAUGGCCGGUUUAGCGGUGAGCUUUGCGAGCGUGGUUUUGUUCAUGGGCAGACCCACCGUGCACAUCUGCAGGGCCCGGCAGACCAUGUACGCCAUGGGCUUCACUCUGUGCGUUUCCUGCAUCCUGGUGAAAGCGUACCGCACCUUCCUGGCUUUCCUCCCCUUUGGACAGCUAUUGCACAAGCGACUACACAAACUUUACAAGCCACCUGUCAUUAUUGUUGUGCUGACAAGUCUCCAAGCGGUCAUCUGUCUUCUCUGGCUCAUCUUCGAUUCCCCUGACGUCGACGACACGCCUCCGUCUGCACAAAGUAUGAGGAAAGUCCUGGAGUGCAAAGAAGGGAACACCUACAUUGGCUUUGGCAUUAUGCUGGGUUACAUAGCCCUGCUGGCAUUGAUCGGGUUCCUCUUGGCGUUCAAAGGUCGGAAGGUUCCUCAGGAGUUCAGCGAAACGGGCUACAUAAUCUUCAGCAUGCUCAUGUACCUGUUUGUGUGGGUGUGCUUCAUCCCCGUCUACAUCACCAGCGCGGAGGACGGCACCCGCGUGCAGGCGUCUGCCAUUUUGGUGUCCAGCUACGGCAUCAUCUUCUGCCACUUCUUGCCCAAGUGCUACGCGGCGCUGUGGGCAUCCAAAAGCGACACCAUUGAAAAAGUCUUGGACAGGUGGCGAGCUAAGUCUGACAAGGAAGACGGAGACGGAGCUACCCCGUCCUCAGAGAGGCGCGUGACGCUGUCAACAACCAGCACGUCCAGCUUCCUGUGGUGCUCAGAGACUCAGAGCACCAUCACUUCUUGGCUCUCGGAUGUCAGCUGUGACGCGGUGUAUUUCCCACAUCUGCCUUCCCGGCCAGGAACAGUCGUGACCAAAAGAACCCGGAGUUUAUCUCUCUGAUAGUCAGUCUAGACCAGGGGUCUCCAACCCAGUUCCUGCAGGAUCCAAUUAGGGCUGUCAUGAUAUCAAAUUUUCUCUUCACGAUUAUCAUGGGCAAAAAAUAUCACGAUAACGAUAUUAUCACGGUAUCAGCAAAAAUUUCAUAAUGGCACAAACAUUUAGAUUCAUCUUUAAUUUUAUUUUUGUUUGUUUUCUCUCGUUUCCCUGAUGAAUUACAUUCAGAAUACCUGUCAAAUGAGGUGUUGAAACAAUAUGAGAACAGUAACUGUACAACUGUGUACAAAAAGUGUAGUCACACUCAACUAAUUAAAAUCUGAUGAACUUUUGUGAGAAACUUAGGGGUGAUGGUCGACCCUUUGUUUAAAUUUGACAAACACAUCAGUUCUGUCAUCAAGACCAGCUUUUUCCAUUUGAGGACUCUGGCCAAAAUUAAAUCUUAUCUUCCUCUGGCUGAUUUUGAAAGAGUGAUCCAUGCUUUUAUAACUUCUCGUUUGGAUUAUUGCAAUGCUUUGUAUGUUGGGCUGGACCAGGGCGCCCUGCAGCGCUUGCAAAGUAUACAGAAUGCUGCAGCCCGUCUCCUGACUAAAACAAAGAAGCAGGAGCACAUCACCCCUGUGCUGCGCACUUUACAUUGGCUGCCCAUCCAAUUUCGACUGGAAUUUAAAAUUUUAUUGAUCACUUUUAAGUGUUUGCACUCCUUGGGCCCCCCAUACCUGACGGAUAUGUUGCAGCCCUACUCGCCGACCAGAGACUUGAGGUCAGCUGACCAUCUCCGGUUGGUUGUCCCUAAAGCCAGGCUCAAAACCAGAGGUAACAGAGCCUUCUCUGUAGCUGUGCCCACCCUCUGGAAUAGCCUCCCCCUAGAUGUCAGAUCAGGAGUAUAUUCUUGGUGUCUUAUUUGUCUUAUCUGUGUUUAUGUUUAGGUGAGCCUUUUAUUUUUAUUUAUUCUAUCUUUUUCUUUUUACUUUUCUAUUUCUGUGCAGCACUUUGGUCAACGGAAGUU
Salarias fasciatus (jewelled blenny) is the source of this 3747-nucleotide messenger RNA. RefSeq names its product olfactory receptor C family, b1 (gene olfcb1). Gene Ontology annotation, cellular component: plasma membrane. Gene Ontology annotation, molecular function: G protein-coupled receptor activity. NCBI's taxonomy places the organism in Eukaryota, Metazoa, Chordata, Actinopteri, Blenniiformes, Blenniidae. The transcript has 6 exons. Gene Ontology annotation, biological process: G protein-coupled receptor signaling pathway. The record is from RefSeq and is a predicted model, not a curated record. Bases 102 to 2744 code for a protein of 880 amino acids.